UUCUAUAAAAGCCAGAAGCGUUGAGGUAUAUUAUCAUUUGUUCUUUUUUGAAAAUUGUUACUGAGGAAGGUUAUCGUAAUCCGCUCUCACUGUUAACUUAUAUUUGAAGGAAGUACAUUUUAUUGAUUAAGGAUGCAGAUCUUUGUAAAAACGCUAACAGGAAAAACUAUCACUCUGGAAGUGGAGCCUAGUGACACCAUUGAAAAUGUCAAGGCCAAAAUUCAAGACAAAGAAGGAAUUCCCCCAGACCAACAGAGAUUAAUUUUUGCUGGAAAACAGUUGGAGGAUGGUCGCACAUUGUCAGACUAUAACAUUCAAAAAGAAUCUACUCUUCAUCUAGUGUUGAGACUCCGUGGGGGCAUGCAGAUCUUUGUGAAAACCCUUACCGGCAAAACCAUUACCCUAGAAGUUGAACCCAGUGACACAAUUGAAAAUGUGAAGGCUAAGAUCCAAGACAAAGAAGGAAUCCCUCCAGACCAGCAGAGGUUGAUUUUUGCAGGAAAGCAGUUGGAAGAUGGAAGAACUUUAUCUGAUUACAAUAUUCAAAAAGAGUCAACACUUCACUUAGUGCUGAGGCUCAGAGGAGGCAUGCAGAUCUUUGUUAAGACUCUGACAGGUAAAACUAUCACCCUGGAAGUUGAACCAAGUGACACUAUUGAAAACGUAAAGGCUAAAAUCCAGGAUAAAGAGGGGAUCCCUCCAGACCAGCAAAGGUUGAUUUUUGCAGGAAAGCAGUUGGAAGAUGGAAGAACUUUAUCUGAUUACAAUAUUCAAAAAGAGUCAACACUUCACUUAGUGCUGAGGCUCAGAGGAGGCAUGCAAAUCUUUGUUAAGACUCUGACAGGUAAAACCAUCACCCUGGAAGUUGAACCAAGUGACACUAUUGAAAAUGUGAAGGCUAAAAUUCAGGAUAAAGAGGGGAUCCCUCCAGACCAGCAGAGGUUAAUUUUUGCUGGCAAGCAACUGGAGGAUGGAAGAACCUUGUCAGAUUAUAACAUACAGAAGGAGUCGACCCUCCACUUAGUAUUGAGAUUGCGUGGUGGUCAGUAAAAUUUUUCUCUACAAAAUUCUCCAUGUAAUUGUUAAAGCUAAAAAAAUUGUAUAUGAUAACAUAAAUUUGUUUUUUUCUUUUUGUGAAAACUAUACCAUCCACAGAUUACCCAAGCAUGGAUGUAAUUUCUUCUUUAUGCAAUAAAUUUUGAGGACCAUUUAAGUAUGA
Molecule: messenger RNA, 1219 nt
Organism: Limulus polyphemus (Atlantic horseshoe crab)
Lineage: Eukaryota; Metazoa; Arthropoda; Merostomata; Xiphosura; Limulidae
Product: polyubiquitin-B
Exons: 2
Coding region: 133-1050 (305 amino acids)
Biological process (GO): protein ubiquitination; modification-dependent protein catabolic process
Cellular component (GO): nucleus; cytoplasm
Molecular function (GO): ubiquitin protein ligase binding; protein tag activity
Source: RefSeq, a predicted model, not a curated record